This is a messenger RNA of Kluyveromyces marxianus DMKU3-1042, 2418 nucleotides long. RefSeq names its product Siz/PIAS RING finger protein (gene SIZ1). Gene Ontology annotation, molecular function: zinc ion binding; SUMO ligase activity. The record is from RefSeq and is a predicted model, not a curated record. Bases 1 to 2418 code for a protein of 805 amino acids. NCBI's taxonomy places the organism in Eukaryota, Fungi, Ascomycota, Saccharomycetes, Saccharomycetales, Saccharomycetaceae. The transcript has a single exon. Gene Ontology annotation, biological process: protein sumoylation.
AUGCAACACUUAUUGAAUGAUAUUAGUGCCGACACAGUGAAGGAAGAGAUCAUGCUUCUCAAAGUGGCCGAGUUGAAGAACGUUUGUCGUUCGAUAGGGCUUCCUUUGAGUGGUAGAAAGAUGGAAUUACAGGACAGGCUCUUAUCAUUUCUAAUGGCCCCCAGUCGAGCUGGCUUAAAUGAUCCAUUUCGGGUCCCAGCGGUGAAUAUUUUAGUUAAGAAGGCCGGUUGCGGUGAUCCAGUACCGAAAUAUGAGACUCUAUUACAUGCCCUCACGACAGGAUCAUUUUUACAUCCUGUGGCAACGGGCCAUCAAGACGCAGCUUCAUUACGUGCUUCUGGAAAUGCUGCGAUUGGUGGCGGAAACAUUAAUACUAAUAUUUCUACGAACAACAACAACAAUAUGAAUAAAAAUGCCAAAGCAUUUGGUGGGAAGCCUUUUCUGCGAUUUCAGCCUAGUCCAUUCUAUAGCUUAAAACGACUAAUAGGCUCUGAGUCUGCCCCAGAAGCGCCUAGCAAAAGAGGUGUAGCGAACAUUUCUUUUAGGCUAAAUGAAGAAGAAGUGAAAUUACUAAAGAGCAGCUCGAAGAUCAGGUUGUAUUUAUUCUGUGGUAUUAAUAAUUCAUUUGGCACUACUAAUGAUGUUCCUAUCCAAUUUCCGCUGAGGAACGAAAUAAAGUUUAACGAAGUACAAAUCAAGGACAAUGUUCAUGGACUCAAAAAUAAAAUCGGAACUGCUAAACCAGCAGACCUAACUCCAUACAUAAACUGGCCUCCAAAAUCAAACUUAUUACAGAUUGUUUAUGCAUUCACUAAAGAUGAUCAUAUGGUAUAUGUUUAUAUUGUUGAGUUAGUGGAAACUGAUGAAUUAUUGCAGAAAACAAUAAACAAUCCAAAGAUUGUAAAACCAGCAACAUUGCUCUACAUCAAGCAAACUCUCAAAGAAGAAGAAGAUGAAGAUUUAAUGACAACAUCCACUGUGAUGUCUUUACAGUGUCCAAUCUCUUAUUCUAGAAUGAAGUACCCCGUAAAGUCCAUUCACUGUAGACAUUUACAAUGUUUCGAUGCUCAAUGGUUUAUAGAAUCUCAGAAGCAAAUCCCCACUUGGCAAUGUCCUGUUUGUCAAAAAACUAUUCAUAUAGAAGAUCUUGCAAUUUGCGAGUUCGUACAAGAAAUCAUAAACUCGACAAAUGAAGAUGUGGAACAAGUUGAAAUUAGUCAAGACGGUAGCUGGCUGAUCAAAGACGAUACGGAAAACCACAAUGCAUCAUCUCAUAAUGGCGCAAACUCUACGGCAAAAGAAGAAGCAACACCCGAUAUCAAACCUGAGGAAUCUCAUGGACUGAUAUCGAAUGAAGAAAAGGCGAACUCAGAGCCUAUUAUAAUUUCCCUAGACAGUGAUGACGACGAGGAAGAAACUCAAUCGCCGUCACCACCACCACCACCACCACAGAGAGCAAUAGAAACAUCUAAUAACAAUUCUUCAAAUACUACGAAUGGCUCCAGUGAUCCCAAUAGUGCAGAUCUUAAUCAAGAUAACGACUUGCUCGAUGAUGAGGAUAUGGCGUUCAUUGAAGAAUUGGCCAACUCCAUUAUCGAUAGAGUUCCUAGGACAACCCAAGAAGAUAGAGAAGAACGAGAUGUACAAAAAAAUGGUCCAAUUUCUUCAGCGAGCGUGAGUAGCAGUAAUGAACAGCGGCAUAACAGUGACAGAAUAUAUCAGUCUCAACAGCGAAAAACUAGCUUGGAUCCCAAAGCUAAAGAGGCUGGUGGUCAAAACCCGAUAACUGAUCAUCGUCCUCAAAUACCAAACUUACUUGGGAGAACUCCUCUCAAUGCAGGGCCCUCAAACUCUUCUCCUCGUCUACCCACUAUGCCACAGCUGACGAAUGCAGACUCAAUACUUUUCAAUGACGCAAAUCAGUUUCGUUCGGUUGAAACUGAUCGUCAUAACCAGUCUGAUUCGCAUGUCCAUAGCAUGACAAGCCAACCACAACUUAACAGAACUGUGAAUAACUCUAUGAAUAACUCUUCUAGUAGUGAUUCUGAAUCCGCACCUCUACGAGCACAUGCGUCUCAUUCUUUCCCAGUAGCACAACCGUCUUUACCUCCACUUCCUAAUCUACCAACAAGACCAGGUUCAUCUAAUCUACCGACAAACCUUCCGCCAUCACCUAUCAUCCAAGAUCCUAGAAGAAAGAAACCGGAGGUUUCGCCCUUUUUGCCGAAGAAAAACUACAAAAACAUGUUACCAAAGAAGCGAAUUCAUUCAAAUAGUUCAACCUCCUCACAAAACGGUACUCCUCAAACUAACAGCACAAAUGUGGGUGCGCGUAAUACCUCUCCAAAUGCCGAAGCAUCGGGGCCACCAAAUGACUCACUUCAUUCUGAUGAUUUAAUCGACUUGACUUCUGACUAG